This is a messenger RNA of Phoenix dactylifera (date palm), 2002 nucleotides long. The record is from RefSeq and is a predicted model, not a curated record. NCBI's taxonomy places the organism in Eukaryota, Viridiplantae, Streptophyta, Magnoliopsida, Arecales, Arecaceae.
CCCCUCCCCUGCUACUAUAAAUUUUACCCACCAACUCUGUUCGUCUCCCCUAAUGCCAAGUUUUGGCGACGCUGCCAAAUUUCUUUCUUCUGUCCUAAUAAACCAGAUUCAACGUCUCCCCCUUGCCCAACUCCUGCCAAAGCCCUCGUUUUUCUCAUCCCGAAGGCGAUCCCUUUGUUCGAUCUCUCGCUUUAGAUCCUCUCCCUCCCUCCCCGCCUCGGGAUCGACAUGCGGCGCUGUGCCCCUCGUCGUCUUCCUCCUCUCCUCUCUUUUACCUGCUAAGAUCCCUCCGAGCUUCUCUUUUGGCCCUCGUUCACAUCGCUCUCUUUCGGGUUCUGGCGGACGACACCGAUUCCCUAUAAAAGAUUAGAAUGGCUGUCACUACAUUUCAUCAGGCCACUGGGUCCAUCCACACCCAUGGGUGUCGCAGCAGCUUUGGCUUUCAGAGUGGAAUUAGAAAUUAUUCAGUGAAUAUGGUUUCUAAGGGUUUUGGUGUUGAUGCACGGCUUAUUGCAAGGGGAAAUUGUUGCUCUGGGAGCUGCAGAUUAAGUGUAACACGUGCAUCAAGCUCACAUUCUUCCGUAGCUGAUCCAGUUCAAAUACCAUCAAAGAAUAAUUCUAGUGACUCAAAGAAAAAACCACAUGAAACUGCGCUUAUAUUGAUUCGGCAUGGUGAGUCUUUGUGGAAUGAGAAAAAUUUGUUUACUGGAUGUGUUGAUGUACCCUUGACCCAAAAAGGCGUGGAGGAGGCAAUUGAAGCUGGUAAAAGGAUAUGCAACAUACCUGUGGACAUGAUCUAUACUUCUUCUUUGAUUCGUGCUCAAAUGACUGCCAUGCUCGCCAUGACACAGCAUCGCCGGAAGAAGGUUCCAAUCAUCACGCACAGUGAGAGUGAACAGGCCCAGAGAUGGAGUCAGAUUUCUAGUGAAGAAACAAAGAAACAAUCUAUUCCAGUGAUAGCAGCUUGGCAAUUGAAUGAACGAAUGUACGGUGAAUUACAGGGUCUCAACAAGCAAGAAACAGCAGAUCGAUUUGGGAAAGAGAAAGUUCACGAAUGGCGUCGCAGAUAUGACAUCCCUCCCCCAAAUGGAGAGAGUUUGGAGAUGUGUGCCCAGAGGGCUGUUGCUUAUUUCGAAGAACAGAUUGAACCCCAACUUUUGAGUGGAAAAAAUGUGAUGAUUUCUGCGCAUGGAAAUUCACUAAGGUCUAUUAUUAUGUACCUUGACAAGCUUACUUCUCAAGAGGUAAUCAGCCUUGAGUUGUCAACUGGCAUUCCUAUGCUCUAUAUUUUCAGAGAUGGCAAAUUCAUCAGGAGAGGGAGUCCUGUAGGACCUUCUGCGGCUGGUGUUUAUGCUUAUACAAAGAGCUUGGCUCUUUACAGGCAGAAGCUAGAUGAGAUGUUCCACUGAUAAGGUUUAAGCAGAUUGAUAAUGAAGGUCUUCUCGGUUAGUGAUGGCUUAAGCAUUAUCAUUUUGUGAUGUCUUAGUGGCUUCAAUCAUAUGUGAUCAGUUUCAUGGAGUGGUUGCUUUCGACUAUGCAUAAGAGACUGUCAGUGCAUUCAGUUUUAGUGAUGGCUUAAGCAUUAUCAUUUUGUGAUGUCUUAGUGGCUUCAAUCAUAUGUGAUCAGUUUCAUGGAGUGGUUGCUUUCGACUGAUGUAUAAGAGACUGUCAGUGCAUUCAGUUGUAAUGCAAGAUCUCCACAUGUAGUCAUGAUGGGAUCAACAACCAUGUUUUGUUACAAUUUUCUCCACAUAAGCUACACACAUAGAAUGAUAAUAUGACAAGCACUUGGCUGGUUACUAGUUUCUCAUACCUCAGUCCACUAGUAGCCAUAGCAGGAACCAUGUCGAUGUUGAUAGUUUGGCUCCUUGGUAACCAGUUGUUAGGGUGGUUGGAUUGGCUCUCUGCUCUCUAUCAUUAUUGGUGUGUUAGUUGAAUUGAGGUUCUAAUCUUGUGAACAUUAGGCUGUUUGGAAUGGGAAAAAAAUUUCUUUUGUCAAAAA